Messenger RNA from Rangifer tarandus platyrhynchus (Svalbard reindeer), 327 nucleotides. The record is from the annotation of a GenBank genome assembly. Lineage: Eukaryota; Metazoa; Chordata; Mammalia; Artiodactyla; Cervidae.
AUGGCCCUGAGCCCCCCCGUGGGGGUUUCAGAGACCCUGAAGGAGGAAGGAGUACUCAUCUUCCUGUCUGCACAGCUCCAGGCGGUUCUCCAUCUCUCUCUCCGUCACUGCCACCAAGGAGUCGCUGAUCAUUGGCCCAGGAGGAGUGCAACACAGACAGCAGAGAUGUACCACACAGCCCCUUAUGCUCUGCAGCUGAGAUGUCCCCACUGGGGCGGGGGGGGGGCCACUCAUUUCUUCCUCCAAGGCUCUGGUAGAGGUGGGUGGCCUCUGCCAGGCCCUGCACACGAUAUGAAGAGGAAAGAAAUGCCCAGUUCUUACUGUUGA